GUAGCGACCUUCGAGCGCGUAUCCAAUCGUCGAUGACGUCCGAGAUUUUUCAAAUUUAAAUCGCAAAAUCGAUUCAACUGUCGUUGUUUAACCUUCGGGAACGAGGUUCGGCCGAGGGUUACGCGAACGAUCCGGAUGUGUUGAAAAAUUGUCGACUCGUUCGUUCCUCGACUCUUUUUCAUUGACCAUUACCGCGUUCCAAGCUGGAAUUUCCAGCGCGAGAAACAAAGGAUUUGACGAUGUCGAUGUUUACGCCGAUCAAGGGACCUGGUGGGUUUAAUGAGACGAUAUUAAAUACCCCUCAGCCUCAAGCGUCGUCGACCGUUCGAAGAAAAAGCCCGUUGGAGAGCAAAUUUAAUGACAAGCAUCGCAAAGAUGGUCAAAAUGUAUCGUAUGAAAAGCUGGCGCAUAAUGAACAGAAUUCUUCGUUAGGUCUUCUGGGUGAUAUAUCAGGUCUCACAAAUAUGAGUACUACAGAAAGUGUGCAGAAAUUCAAUCAGAAUCACAAUAUCGAUGCAGAGCUUGAAUGUGAAGCCAGAAGGCUUCUUCAAAAGUGCAGCGACACAAAAAACUCUUCUCUAACCGUAGAUAUGAAUAAGGAAAAUAAUGCCAAUAUACAAAAUAUAACAGAUCAUUUAUCUGUUUCAAAUUUUACUUUGCCAAAAGAGCCUUGCACGCUUGAAUUGGAUCAAGAAUGCAACACUAACCGCUUGAUGAAUGAAGUCAGUAUGACUAAUGUUGCUUUUGAUCCUAAUGAAAUCACGGCGCGCUCAUCUGGUGUCCACAAUAGUGCAAAGGAACAAUCUCUUUCAAGUAAAUCUUUCAGUGGUAUUAACUUCAGUACAGAUGACAUAAUGAUGCAAGUCAAUAACAAGAUAAUGGAACAGCUCAAUAAUGAAGAAUUUUUGUCUGGAUCAAAGGUGGCUGAACAAUUAUCAAUUGAUGAAGUUCGUUGGCAACAAGAUCGUACAUAUUGUAUGCCACUUACAAAUACAGAAAUGCAGAAAUUAGAUCUCACUUCCUUUUCUGGUGUCAUUGGACAAUUAGAUUUAUCAGUAGAAUCUUGUGCUGGAAGAAAAUUAUCUAUUGGCCAAUAUUUUGAACGUAAAUCUGCUGAUCUAGCAGUAUUGGGAAAUAAUAAACAAGUAAAACCAAAUUUUGAUCUUACUUUGGAAAGUUCCAUAAAAAAAGGCAAUUUGGAAUCACUAGUUGAGUCGACUGUUUUGACAAAUGCAAAUGUAACAUUGUCAACGGAAUCAAAGGAGGAAUUUGUCACAAAUGCAACAAAGGAUAUGAAUAAAACUAAUAUCAUAAGUCUAAGCACUAUUCUUAAUACUUUACAAAACGUUGAUAGUGGCACGCCGCGGCGUUUAGUUGAUCAGAUUUUAAUGGCACAGAAAAAGAAGAAGGAUGCAAUAGAAGAAACUUUCAUGUUGCCUUCUAAUAGAAAGUCUAUGCUAGCAAUACCUGCUGGGAAUUCUAAUAAAUUUGAUCAAGAUAUUCCAGAGAAUCUUCCAACAAAAUUAUCACUAGACAGUAAAACUAAAGAUGAAAUUAGAAGUGAAAGUGUUAAAAAUGAAACUGUUAAUGUGAAACAAGAGCACUCAAGGAUAUUAUCAUUUAUUUCAAAUAAAAAUAUGAAUGUAGCCGAAUCUUUUACGAAUAUACAUAAAGAAAAAAUAUUAAAAGAAGAAGCAAGUGAUAAAAAUGCAACUUUAUUUAAUCAAGGUGCAGGAAUAUCAGGAUUAGAUGUUACAUUGUUACAAAAUUCCAAAUUCUCAUUUAAUGACAAAUUUACUUUAUUGUCAUUUAAAAAGGAUUUAGGAAGUUACGAUGAGAGUUACAAUGAUUUAAAUAUACAAAGAAACGAACCGAUAAAAGAACAUUCUAAAAAUAUAAUGGGUCCAUCAUUUUCUAUGAAUAUAAAUACAGAAACGGAACUUAAUUUAUACAGUAAUAUUGUUAUCGGAAAGAAUACAGAACGAUUGUGCAAUUGUAUAAUUGGCAUGAUAAGUGAAGUUAAUAUUGAACUCCUAAAUCAUGGGGAUAGAUGGAUUACAUAUUCUUUAACAUUAAAAGAAGUAUUAGGAGAUAUGCAGAGUAUUGAAUUGAAUAUACCUCAAGAUGAAAUCUUAAUAGAGCCUAAUGGAGAGCAAUCCUCAAAAAUUAAAGUGAAAGUAAUACAAAUGUGUGAACAAAUAUUUGUAGCAUUAAAUAUAAUCUUAACAGAUAUGGUAACAAAAUCGAAAUGGUACAUGAAGCACAUGAUCUGUGUUAACCCAGAACAACUUGAACUUGAGAUUAUAUGUGAUUCUCAUAAAGAGGAACUGGAUUUUCAAUAUAUUAUAAAAGAUUCAGCAAAAAUUCUACCAAUAAUAUUUCAUAAUAAAAACAGUAUUGAUGUGCCUAUUAAGCUUUCUAUAUUACAUGAUGGACCGAAAAUGUUUAGCAUUGAUGGUACGUUUGAUAAGUCCAUAAAGCUAAAUGAAUCUCACGACGAACUUACUAAUCUAAUAUUAAAACCUCAUGAGAAAUUUACCAUUAAUAUAAAAUGUGAACAAUCUACAUUGAUAGAUGUCUCACAAAAACAAUUGCAACAUUGGAAGAGUAUACUAAUUAUACAUGUACCAUGCGAUGACACCAUCCUAUUCCAGAAAAAAGUGCCCCUUUAUGCACAGAUGGGUAUCUGUAAAAUUCAAAUCGUUGACACAGAGGUACCUAUAAUCGUUUCAAGACAGCAAGGCAAAUUGCUAAAUGUUAUAAAUUCGGGGAAUGUAGCAACGCACGUAUUCGCUACUAUCGUGCCUAUUGAAGAAUAUUCAAACUCAGCACAGAAUUUUUCUAUAGAACCAGAUAAUAUAUUUUUACAAAUUGGAGAAAAAAACUCAUUCUUAAUUGUAUAUAAAUCACAAGUUUCAGAUACAAGCUCUUCAGAUAACGAAAGAUGUGCAAUGGUUAAAUUAAUCACCGGUAAUAAUGUUUAUCUUUAUGUGAUAAGUACCGAACAAAUAUCGCCAGAAUCAGAAAAAGAAAAUUAUUUACGCUGCCACACACCCAGUAAUGCUGUAUCUCUAAGUCCAGCAACGUCGCCACAAAGUGUAACUUCUAAUAGAUCCGGACCUAGCGAUAGAAAUUCACCAAUUAGUACAGUAUCUGGUGUAACUGUAGCAGGAAAUAUAAUUCCAGUCAAGUCGACACAUGCUGCCUUAAUAUGGAAUAGUGUAAAAACAGGAAAGAAUGAAAUUAAAGAAUUUAAAAUCCGUAACAUAAGUAAUAAUAAGAUUAAAAUUCAGAUAGACAUAUGGGAUGACAAUAAAAGUUUUAAGUUUCUUGGUGAUAGACAAACUCUCAAUACAAGUAUGAUAUUAGCAUUGCAACGUCAAGAGCUUAAAACACUUGCUGUUAAUUUUAGUCCGUAUCAUACAGGUCCAGUAAUUGGAAAAAUCACUAUUAAACAUUAUACAAGAGAUGGUAGUGAUUCUCAGCAACACAAAAAAAUACCUUUAUAUGGAUAUGGCGGGUAUAGCAAGAUAAAAAUUUCGAAUAUAUUCAAAGAUGCAAAUGGGAAGAUGGGAAAAUCACUUGGUACUUUGUGUUCUGAAACUACAGUCUUGACUGCAGAUAUUACGUUACAAAAUAUCGGAGACUUAUAUUCAUUUGCUAAAAUCAAAGUUAUACCAAAAGUUAUUUCUCCAACAAUGAAUUCUUGGCAUGUAAACCCCAAAGAAUUGAUUCUCAAGCCUAAAGAAACUCGACAAGUAUUAAUAGAAUUCUAUCCUAAAAAAGAAGAUUUCGCGAUGUUACAACAUUCGGAAGUGUCCCAUGUUGCAACAGUAAACGUUACUUAUGGGGAUGAACCGACCCGUUGGCGAAUACGCAGAUUGUCUAAUAAAAUAAUGGAAUCAAAUAAUCCAACUGAAAAUGAAAAUGAGGCAUUUAAAAAUAUUGUACAAUCUAUAUGUAAAAACUUCGUUGGGGAACAAGUACCUAUUGGUUUAUCGAUUUAUGAUUCCAUUCAAAAUUUAAAUGAUCUUUGCACUGGAGUUCAUCAAGAUGAAAUAAUGCUUACCGUGGAAGCAUGUGCUGAUGAUACUUUACCAGUUUACGAUGCUGAUGAAUCACAGAUGUAUUAUACCUUAAGUGACACUACUCAUAUGGAUGAAGCAGAUGGAGCAAGUUGUUUUACUUCUCAAUCUGUGGCAGAAUAUGAAACUAAAUGUUCCAGAUUGCUAGGAGAGCAAUUCACUGUAACUCCGUCCACUGUCGUUCUUCGUCCUCCAGUAGAGACCGAAGCAACUGUGACUAUUUUUAGCUCGUUUAAAACGGCCGAGCCAUUCCAGACCAAUCUGUUAAAUUCAAAUUAUCUCAGCGUUAUUCCCACAGAAGGAAUGUUACCAAGCAGACGAAGAUAUUCCUUAAAAAUACAAUGUUCGCAGAGGAUAGAACGUAAUAUGCAAACUAAACUUGAGAUUUAUACAGAGAAUAAUAAACAAGAUGUGUUAAUUAAAGUCAUAAGACAAUCAUGAAUUAGAGAUACAUUAGAUACACAGUUUUAUAAUCAGAAUAUUUAUUUAUAUUUAAUGUAAUUAAUGAAUUUUAUAUGCA
This is a messenger RNA of Camponotus floridanus (Florida carpenter ant), 4605 nucleotides long. RefSeq lists its product as uncharacterized. NCBI's taxonomy places the organism in Eukaryota, Metazoa, Arthropoda, Insecta, Hymenoptera, Formicidae. Gene Ontology annotation, cellular component: cytoplasm; pericentriolar material; centriole. Bases 240 to 4526 code for a protein of 1428 amino acids. The transcript is spliced from 20 exons. Gene Ontology annotation, molecular function: protein kinase binding. The record is from RefSeq and is a predicted model, not a curated record. Gene Ontology annotation, biological process: centrosome-templated microtubule nucleation; centriole replication; mitotic spindle assembly.